Molecule: messenger RNA, 3412 nt
Organism: Rhinichthys klamathensis goyatoka
Lineage: Eukaryota; Metazoa; Chordata; Actinopteri; Cypriniformes; Leuciscidae
Gene: lnx2b
Product: ligand of numb-protein X 2b
Exons: 10
Coding region: 458-2494 (678 amino acids)
Molecular function (GO): protein binding; metal ion binding; ubiquitin-protein transferase activity
Source: RefSeq, a predicted model, not a curated record
CACUCCCCCUCAUCCUCCAUCUCUCUCACACACACACACACACACACACACAAAUGCACGCUCUCAACCCCUCCUCCUGGGUCGACACAGCCGGAUUCUGAACGUUUCUCUCCAGUCUGUUGAGCUCCCCUUUAACUGCAUGUCCUUGCAUACACACACUCACACGCACAGACACACUCUGUCCCUAGUUGAGAUGACGGGCUCUGGUUUCAGUCGGUGCAGGCGGCAAGCGCAGCUGUUGGGCUUGAGAUUCUUUUUUUCAUGCAGUGGCUGCGGGGAGUGUAACUGCACUGCCAUCUGAGAAACUUGGGUGUAGAUGAAGCAGCUAGCAGUUUGUUCUCUUACUGGAUUGGAAAUAUUUGAUUGCUUCUCAUCUGAUGUAGAGUUUGCAAGCUGAGGCAAAAAAGAGGCAGAAGCUCUCCAGCCCUGUGGACGUCCAGAUUAACUUCUUCAGGCCAUGAUGGAGCCCAAGGCGGCUCCACUGGCGGGUGGCAUAACGUGGGUGCGGGUGUGUAAGGAAUGUGGACAGUGUCAUGAAGGUCAUGACAGUCACCUGUUUGAAUAUCAAGAUGAAGUGGAUGACGAGCUGGUGUGCCACAUCUGCCUGCAGCCUCUGUUGCAGCCCAUGGACACGCCAUGCGGACACACAUACUGCUUCCAGUGCCUCAGCAACUUCCUGCACGACCAAGACUUCUGUCCAGUCGACCGCCAGAGGCUUCAGCUACAGCAGUGCCGUGCCUCCAGCCUGCUGGUGCGUAACCUGCUGGACAAACUGGCUGUGCUGUGCCCGUUCCGCAGCGAGUGCCAGCUGAGCAUGCAACGCUGUGAGCUGCAGCCCCAUCUCCACAACAGAUGUCCUGCCUUCAAACGACUCAGGGAGGAGGCGGAAAAAAAAAAGAGACCUUCCUGGAAUGAGUUUAAAGGAAGCAAAUCAGAUGGAGAUUUAGCUGACGCCAAAUCUACCCCAACAAUUGCACGCACAGCUCAACUCAGUGGACCCUCAGAACCUGGACUGGUCAACCCAGCCUUUGAGGAGGGUGAAGAUGACACCCCCCUGAGGUCCAGUCUUGUGGCAGAGGCAACUGUGGUGGAGCUGUUACGAGAGGAUACAGAAGAGGAUUUGGGAUUGCGUAUAGUGGGAGGGAAGGACACACCCUUGGGCAACAUCGUCAUUCAGGAGAUUGUGCGUGAUUCACUGGCUGCUCGAGAUGGCAAGCUGGCUCCUGGAGAUCAUAUUCUAGAGGCAAAUGAUGUCAGUUUGGCAUCCAUUCCCCACAGUCGUGCCAUUGCUGUGCUUCGGCAGUCAUGUUCCCGCCUCAGGCUAACUGUCAUGCAGGAGAAGGGCUUCAAGCCCCGGCCCGAACAUCUUGCUCAGCCCUCAGCUUCUCCCCCAUCGCACUCUCCCAAUCCCAACCAGAACCACGGCACUGUCAUCCAGGUCACCCUGGUAAAGCGUGAGCGCUCUGAGCCGUUAGGAAUCAAACUCAUCCGUAAGUCUGAGGAGCCAGGAGUCUUCAUCCUGGACCUGCUGCCUGGAGGACUGGCUGCCAAAGAUGGAAAACUGAGGAACAAUGACAAAGUGCUAGGCAUCAACGGACAGGACCUGAGACAUGGCACCCCGGAGAGUGCAGCUCAGAUCAUACAGGCAAGUGAAAUGCGCGUGAACUUCGUAGUAAUGAGACUUCCUGAUCUCUCCGAGGAGGGUGGUGAGGGGCAGAGCCGAGGGGCCAGGAGAGUCCCCGAACCGCAGUACUUCAAACGACGCUCCGAAUACAUGAAGGAGCCUCCAGGUGGCUUCUCCAGUCAAGAGAAGACUGUGAAUCUAAAGAAGGAGCCUCGACUCUCUCUAGGCAUCACCAUCGCAGGUGGCAGAGACUGCCGCAGCCGUUUGCCCGUCUACAUCACUAGUGUGCAGCCGGUGGGAUGCCUGCACAGAGACGGCACCGUCAAAACAGGUGAUGUACUGCUGAGUAUAAAUGGCAUUGACCUGACCCAACUGACCUACAAUGAGGCGGUGACCGUCCUAAAAGCUCAGACGGCUCAGAACACAGUAACACUGCGAGUCAUCCAAACCUUCACUGACGAGGAGGAGCAAGAUGGAGAAUCCAGCACUAGAGAAGACAUGGAAACACUGGAGGGACACAAAGAGGACGACAUUAACUGGGUUCCUCUCUGGACGCGCUGGCUGGGUCUUCCCAGCUACAUCCACUGGUGUCGUGACAUUAUGCUAAUGAAGACCAACAGUGAGAGCUGGGGCUUCAGUAUCGUGGGAGGAUAUGAGGAGAGUCAUGGCCAGCAGCCCUUCUUCAUUAAGACCAUAGUGCCUGGAACUCCAGCUCACUUUGAUGGACGGCUCAAGUGUGGUGAUGAGAUUGUGGCUGUGAAUGGACUCACUACAGUUGGCAUGAAUAACUCCUCAUUGAUCCCAAUGCUGAAACUGCAGAAGAACAAAGUCACAUUGACCGUGGUCUCCUGGCCUGGCAGCCUGGUUUAAAGACUAGCCGGAACUCUAUUGCUGUUACUGGGUCUACCACAAGAUACAUGCACAAGUCUAAUAUUGGAGAAGGGAUGUUUUGACUCCUCUCUUAAGAACAGGGUGGCAUAUUGGGGAAGUGUGUUAACAAUCAUUGACCUAGAUUUAAAAACAAGCUGAAAGGUUGAUAUUUAAUCCACUGUAGGCAUUUAGUGUUUCACAAAGAUUUCUGUUGAGCUGUGAUGGUGAAAGAAGUGUGAACCGCACUUAAGGAUACUGGACAAGCUUGACUUACUGUUUAAAAAUAAGUUUUAAUUGGGAUAUUUAUCAUGCCCUUUGCUUGGGUAUAUUUUAGUAUGGAACUUCAAGACUUCUAGUUUCCAUAUAUAACCAGUAAUAAUCUUUAAGAUGGUUUAUGAUUGACAUCAAGUGGUCAGUAGUAAGGUAAUAAAUAUGAGUAAUUAUUUUGACUACCUGGAGUUGGACCAUAUCACAGUCUUAUGUUGAUGGCCGCUCUAACGGCACUUUUUACUGUGUUGUUAUAAGUUGUGAGAAUAGUUACACUUGUGUAAAACUAUGUAGUUGCUGUUGGGGUGAUUAGUAUGGACUGUUUUUUAAAACCACAGCUUGGCUCGUUUGACAUUUUUUUUUAAAGAAUGUAUCUCUUAGGUGCCUUGGAUAUAAAUGUGUACAAACACACUUAUCUACACCUGCCUUAAUUGCCUGUAUACCAAAAAUGCCAUUCGUUAUCUUUGGCCUUUCAUCAUCUGAAGAAUGUUUAUUUGAAUGCUUUGUUUUUUUUUCAUCUGAUAUCUGUACAUUUAACCCUUUUACUUUUUAAUGCAUUUUAGUGAAUUUCAAUUAUGUUCUUUGGACUAGCAAAGCAAUGUGAAAGGGUUAUAAAAAUGACAGAAUAAAAUAUUUUGUUUUAUUUUAUUA